UCUCAUAGGAGUUAAAUUAGAUGUUAAAAGUUGUGAAGCUCUAGAAGAAAUAUUUAAGAGAGUUCGAGUUCACAUGUUAGAUGUUGAAAAUACAAAUUUAGAAGAUGAGGUAUGGUAUAAAAAAUGUUUCAAUGUUAUUGUCCAAUCAAGAAACAGCAUUUGUACCAUGUGACGAGGAGAUUCCUGCUGUAUUCCACCCUAGCUUUGCCACAUUUCUUUGUGUGCAGUAAGAAACUUCCCAUUCUUUGUAGCAAUUUGUCAAUACUUUCAUUAUAAAAUAUAAUUUAUAUAAUUAUAAACACAAGAUUCCUCAGAUAAUAAUAUCAUCAAACAGGAUAAUACUGUAUUUCUCUUAUGCUCUGGCUCUACAAAUGUUUUGUUACAGCUAAAUGGAAAAUUUAAUCAAUGUAUUCUUGGUGUUAGAUGAAUGAAUAUUUUAGAAAUAAUUAUAUUCACUGGAGGAUUUUAUAACAGUAUAAAUUUUAUGAAAGCCAUAGGAACUUUGAAUCUUCAGUUGGUAAAAACCUUUCGGUCCUGGAUAGAUUUUGAUAGCUAAGUGUACUAUAUGUUAGUAACUGAUUUUCUAACUUUCUAGGGGGCUAUUGCAAUAAUAGAAAUGAUUGAAUUCUAUCAAUCUGCUCUUCAUAUCUGUAUUGGAUACAAUCCGAGAAUCAAAACACGAGGAUGGCAAAUAUUUAGUCAGAUGGUUAGAAAAGUGAGUACUGAAGGAUUUGUGACCCAAAUAUUACCAUGAGACUUUGCCUACAGUAGUGUUGGCAACAGUAUAUAUAGUAUAGUAAUAAUGGUUUAAUAAUAAUAAUAAAGGUUGAGAUUUGACUUCCACUACCAUUAAGGAACCAUCGUCCAUCAAGCAAUCAGUUUUAUAUAUCACGCCCCUCCUGUAAAUCAGCUUUUAGUUGUGCGAGGCUAGCGUGUUUUUGAUUUUAAAUAAAAUUGAUUGAUGAUGAUGAUGAGAUGCAUUUGAUAUAUAUUCUAUUGACCAAUCGAAUAUGUACUACAGUAAGCCAGUGUGAGGUGCGGCAGUCAAAUCUGAAGCUCUAUUACAGUGCAGUUAACAUGUAUAUUUGUGAGUGUUGUAGAGCAGCAGGGUCUGAAAUUUAAGAUUGUUUUCAGUAUCACAUUGGGUACCGGUAUUCAAAGUUCUAGUAUCCCUCCUGAAAUUCUAGUAUCCCACUCUAGAUACAGGUUACCAUAUGUUUUGGCAUAGUAAGUUUCUGUAAGUACUGUAAGUUAGAUACAUGUCUCUCAUUGUUACAAACUACAAUAACAACCAGAGACUCAACAGUCAACAAAAUUCUAGAAAUGGACCAACUGAAGUUGUAUCAUGAAUGAUUUAUUUUGAUGCACAUGAACCUUGGGAAAUAUUCUAGUUUUCAAUAUGGAAAUGAUAAUGGUUCAGAUUAUCCUAAUGGUUCAGAUUUUAUAUACAAGUCAUUCACAGUUUAUCAAAAACCAAAUUUUAGUAUCCUGUUGGGAUAUGUGAAUAUGGGGAUCCAUACUUCUCCUUUUGGAAUUCAGGCUAUGCAGGGUACUGUAGGUCUUGAUAAACAAUAUUCAUGAGUUUUUUUCUGUGUUGUUAUUGUUAAUUACUCAGGUGAAUAUGAUGUUUGUGAUGUUACUCUGAGUGUAUAUCCACACCGGACAAGCUUGAAAAAUAUGCCUGGCCACGGUGGGAAUCGAACCUACGACCUUUGGAAUACUAGCACAAUGCUCUGCCAACUGACCUGGCCGCGUAGCUCAAAAUGUGUUUUAAAUGUUUUCGUUUUAUUUCCAACGUUAUAAUUUCGUUUUAAAUACGAACCAAAGACCAUUUGUAUUUUCAAAAACAACAACAAUGAAAAUGGCGGGAAAUUUUCGAACUUCGUAUGUCACUCGCAGGGGUGAAAUACGGAAAAUACGCGCACCUGGUCCUGGAUGUAGUGACGUAUGAGUUCUACGAGUGUUUUAGUUUCCAGUAAAACACCAUUGUCCAUAUAAUAAAUAGUGUAUACUCGAGUCUAUACUAUAGUCUAUAUGUAUGCAGUAUUUGUGCGAAUGCAUAUAGUGUAUAGUAUAUAUAGUAUAUUGGCUAUUACGUUGAAUAAGGUCAAUACGAUAAAUUAUUGUAUGAUGUUUGUUGUAAUUUGCGCGCUAUGUAUUCGUUUUGAAUUAGGUUUUUGAAUUCGUUUUCAACAAGGUUCUUAAAGAACUAGGCAACACAAUAAAUUAUUGUAUAAUGUUUGUUGUAAUUUGCGCGCUAUAUAUUUGUUUUGAUUAUAUAAUGUUUGUCUUUCUGAAACGAGAGAGAUUGGUACAAAGUGUACCGAUGGUAGAAACAAUACCAGACCGUCCAGACGCAUUGAUGAAAAUGAUAUCAUGUUUCUCUGUAAACCACAGGUAGUGGGUAAGCCAAAUAUUGGCAUCGAAUUUACCGAUCGUAAUACACUUUUUACCAUGCGUUACAUAUCGUAAUAUUGGACAAGUAUGAAUUAUACCCCCAAAAGCAAGAAAUUAUAAUGAAGUUUUUCGCUGAAUUGUGCACUGUGACUUAUUUCAAUACAUCGAAAUCAUCCCGCCAAACAUCUCUCUUAUUCAUCAAAUUGCGCAUGCAGCCUUUGAUCCCUUCGGGGGUGAUGCUGCACUUUCCUUGCGAUAGUAAUUUCUAGUUUCUAAACUAUCCUGGUAUAUUUGUAACAGGCUCAAUUUGUUGAAUUUAUUGAUCUUCGCCAUUGUUGCUUCAAUGAUCCUUGUACUGCUGUUAUGGCUCGUUCAUUAAAAUUGAAUACAACUUUGAGAAUUCUUCACCUAGAAGGAGAUAAUUUAUCUGGAAAAUUGUUACUCAUAUUAUGUAAGUUACUUUCUACUGUAUCUCAAACGCGAGGGUCCUAAUGUAGGUUGUAUUCUACAAUGAGCUUCUGUUUCUGACCUGCGUGAAAAAUAUCACAAACAUGGGGGUCCAGGAAAUCUCGUACUGUACCUAGAGUAUGCCCGUUCACAGGGUUAGGUGCUGGGCAUGCCCACCAUGAGUACGAGUUAGGACUGCAGGUGGUAUUCUACCAUCAGCUGUCAUGGAUUGUGUCUAAACUACAUGAAAAAGAUAUAAAAAAGAUAUCUGUCACAUAAAAAUUGUGUAAAUAACGUAAACCUAAAUACAUUAUCAAGUCGAAUGUUAAUUUUUUAGGUACAGGAAUCAAAUUUAAUCAAUCUAUAAGUGAACUAUUCCUUGGAGAUAAUUUUUUGGUCCCGUCUGAUGCGAGCACUCUAUCAGCCAUGUUGAAAUCAAAUACAACCUUACAGUUAUUGGAUGUCAGGAAUAACAUGUUGCAAGUAAGCUGCCAUUUUGCCACAUUUCAGUGAUUUUAUACACCAAUUAUACAUUGUAACAAAUUUUCUCAUACAAAUUAGGACCAAGGAGUGCUACAUUUGUGUGAUGGUUUAACUCAGCAAAAAUCAUCAGGAGUUAGGACGUUGGUUCUAUGGAAUAAUCAGAUUACGCGACAUGGCAUGAUUCCAAUGGCAAACCUUCUGGUAAGUUUGGGAUAAUAAUAUAUAGUCAAGUUUUAAUAUAUACGUCCGUGUUCUAUGUUUGACCUGGUGUGUCCAGUUAGAUACAGUCUACUGUAUACACUACAGCCGUGUUCUAUGUUUGACCAGGUGUGUCCAGUUAGAUACAGUACUACUGUAUACACUACAGCCGUGUUCUAUAUUUUUGUCCAGUUAGAUACAGUACUACUGUAUACACUACAGCCGUGUUCUAUAUUUGACCAGGUGUGUCCAAUUAGAUACAGUACUACUGUAUACACUACAGCCGUGUUCUAUAUUUGUCCAGUUAGAUACAGUACUACUGUAUACACUACAGCCGUGUUCUAUGUUUGACCAGUUAGAUACAGUACUACUGUAUACACUACAGCCGUGUUCUAUGUUUGACCAGGUGUGUCCAGUUAGAUACAGUACUACUGUAUACACUACAGCCGUGUUCUAUGUUUGACCAGGUGUGUCCAGUUAGAUACAGUACUACUGUAUACACUACAGCCGUGUUCUAUGUUUGACCAGUUAGAUACAGUACUACUGUAUACACUACAGCCGUGUUCUAUGUUUGACCUGGUGUGUCCAGUUAGAUACAGUACUACUGUAUACACUACAGCCGUGUUCUAUGUUUGACCAGGUGUGUCCAGUUAGAUACAGUACUACGGUAUACACUACAGCCGUGUUCUAUGUUUGACCAGGUGUGUCCAGUUAGAUACAGUACUACUGUAUACACUACAGCCGUGUUCUAUGUUUGACCUGGUGUGUCCAGUUAGAUACAGUACUACUGUAUACACUACAGCCGUGUUCUAUAUUUGACCUGGUGUGUCCAAUUAGAUACAGUACUACGGUGUACUCACAGGAAAAAUUAAAAUGCGCGAGCGCUUGCUCGAAUUCAUGCAGUUGCAUUUUAGAAUUUCGUUAAAAGACUCGAUCCGUAAACUUUAUCUAAAUAAUCGAUAUUACUAGGGUACCAGCAAGGUAGGGAUUGCUGUGGGCAUUAAAAGGAAAUAGAACUACACUACAAAUUAGAUCAAGCACAGUGACAGUGAUUAAGCCAUGCAAGACCAGGGGUUAAAGAGCAAUCACAAGGUGUACAGGUAAAUUAAUUAUAUAACACAAGUUUUUGCUAUCCGAUUUCAUAUCAAGUCUGUUUACUGCUAGGCACAUUUACCACAUUAUAUACACAGAUUUAUUACACUAAGAAACCAAAACUUUAUAAAAAUAUAGAACUGACAGUGGCCAAAGUCCAUUAAGUGAACAACGCACGAAAAAAAGAACGAAGAAAGGAAAUUAAAACACCUAAUCGUUUUGAACGAAGGCCUUUCAAUAAUUGUGCUUCCACGUGAAUAUUAAAACGUCCAAAUUCGAAUUAAGGAUAAAAUUGGAUAAAAGAAAGAAACGUAUCUGAUUAAUUAAGUGAUUAUCAAAAUAUUUAUCAACAUAUAGACCAAUUGCGAAACUUAGUGGCCGCGCCUUCAUACUGCACGAGAACGAGGCUUAUUAUGCAAAAACAAAACAAUUUCUAUAUUUUUACAUAGCGAAAAGUGAAUUUUAGGGUUUUUAAAGUGUUUUUUCUUGAAUCUCUUUGAUCUUUUCUUAAUAUUUCGUGCUAGGUUAUAUAAAUAUUUGUUAAAUUUAUCUAAACAUCGAUUUCCCACUAUAUUUUUACCCGCUUUGGAGAGAUAUUUCGUUGUUGUUUUAGCAUGCGAUGGGACCAACAUAUGGAAAAGAUCAAUCUAGACUUUAAAAUCUGAUCAAGAUGCAAAUAAAAUAGCCAGUAUAACUUAACAAACUAAAAUAUAACUCUUUCUACCCAGAUUUUUUUAGACUUCGUGCGAGAAAAAAACGAUUUUGUCAAAGGAUAAUAACAUAAAAUUUCUACAAAUUUUGCCCGACAUUUACUUUCAUAUUUUUAAAGUUAAAAUGGAAAACUUGCUAUUAUAUUACAACUGAAACAAAAUUUAAUCAAUGUUACAACUUAUUCUUUGAAAAGUAUUAAUAAAACAGACGGAAAAUACCUGAUUCUUUCUCUGGUAUAAUCUGCUUCUUUUAUCGGACGGCGAAAAACAGCAAAACUUUGCCUCCCACGCCGCAAAAAACAAUGAAAUUUGAAGUAAGACUAAAUCUAUGAACAAGUUUAAUAAAGAUUUACAUAGUCAAAACAAAAAUAUUGAAAAAAAAUGAAGAGAUUACCAUAAAAACGCGUCUCAAACACUGAAAUUCAUUUUUCGCCAUAUAAAAAUAUAGCAGAAUGAUUUGUUUUUGCAUAAUAAGCCUCGUUUUCGUGCAGUUGAAGGCGCGGUCACUAAGUUUCGCAAUUGGUCUAUGUUUUUAUAAAGCAAAGCAGAACUAUCUUGCUCCGAAAUUGUGCUGAACAGUGAAUUGAAUCACUGUAAACCUAAUAUGUCUUUACAUGUCUUAAUGUCUAGGAACGCAAGGUUCCACGGCGCGGAAACACCACGGAAAAAUAGGUUACUGCGCAUUUCCGAUCGCGCAUGACCACAAUGCACCGCGCUAGAAUGUUUUAGAUAAAAAUCCCCACUUAGAUCUGCUGCGUCGCUCGCUCGCUUCCCCAGCAAUUAAAACUACAAGGAACUGAUUAUAAUAUUUAGCUCUCAAAACCUAAAAUACACAGAAAAUAUCUUUUACAGGGCGAUCUGACAAAAUGUCCGAUGACUUUGAGUUUGGAUCGGACAUAUGUAUGAUGAUGUCAGUUUGGCUCCAAAAUAAGUCUGAAUGACACAUAUUAAUAUCAGCACAAUGUGUUAAUUCUGAACUAAAUUUUGUGAAGAUAUUAAAUAGUUUCUGUCAUUCAUACUUAUUUCCAAGCCAAGAUUAACUUGCUUCCCAAUAAUAGCAGCACGACAUCGACAAUUUAAGCCCGUUUUCCAUUUCGCUCGCCGCCCUGCGCUCGAUCACAUUGCUAAAAACAUUUCCAGCCUCUAGUCCUGGACUAGGGUACAUUUUGAUUUACGUGCGUGGAGAAAGCGUCAUACAAAGCUACAGUUCGGUCGGACACCAAUUCACUCGGGUCGGACAAAGAAUAAACCUCAGUUUCACUUAGGUUGGACAGAAUGUCCAGUGGUUUUCUCUCUAUACGUCGGACAAUUUGACGAAUGGGUCGGACAAUGUCCGUGACCGACCGAUGUUUCAAGGCCUGAAAAUACGAUGAAAUUAUGAAUUUGCUCCCACCAUUAAAUAAUAUUAAUGCAGUCCUGUAUACAAAUUGGAGCCGGAGGCGAGUGGUUAAAUAAAUCUUAUACAACUUCGUUGAAACUUCGUAUAGCUUGUGAUUCGUCAUGAUAGCGUAUUCUUCUGUUUCAAGAUAUAGUAUGAAUAAUAAUAAAUAUGCGUGUAUAAUGAUCCAGUAUUUCUCCAAAUGGUCCUUACUAGUCUUGUUGCCCAGUUUUCAUAGCAAUUUAUUAUUUUUAGGCAAUAACACAAAACAUUCAAACAUUAAAUAUUGGCCACAACCGAUUAGGAAAUGAUGGCAUUCGCAAUCUACAAAUAGGACUGUUGAAAAAUAGAUCUUUACUAAGACUUGGAUUAUUGAAUACAAAGAUAACAGCAGAAGGUAGGUUUAGUACUAAUAUUGUUUCAUUUAUUGCAAGAGUCAUGGUUUGAUUUUUGAACCAGUCCAAUGUCUGGUUAGAUCUAGGGCGGAUUUUCAUUUUUUUAAAGGAGGGGUGCAAGCGGUGAAUCAUCAAUCCUGAGCUAAUUGUUUUAGUAUAAUUUCAGUAUUGAAAAAGUUUUAUUUAUAUGUACUAUUCAAAACACGAGUAGGAGUGUUUUAUCAGAUAUAAAACGCGCAGCCUUAGAGUAUAAACAUGAUCUUAAUAAUUUCACAGAAGUACAUUCCCAAUCAUUACAUUGAUGGGAAUAAGUUCAUUAAAUAUCAAAGUACGAUUGACUAACCCUUAUUACUACAAUUUCAGUAUUGAAACAGACUACUCUGAGCAGUAACUAUUGCUUUUCCAAAAUUUGGUUGAAAAUCAGACGGAAGUAAAUUAAUUAUGCAAAUUAUAUUCAUAAAAUAAACAAGUGUAUUAGGGGCCGACCAUUUAACUUUUGAGGGGGGGGGGGUGAUUUUGAAAAAAAAUUUCCUGCAAGGCUAUUCUGAACAAAAAAAUACCUGCAUUAACAAACUGGGGAAAAAAUAUCCUGCCCCAGUAUUUGGUGGGAAAAAAUUUUGCAAAACAGCAUGGUUGCAGGGAUCGAUUUGACCAGUCCGAGAAGAUCAGCUGGUUUGAUUUUCAGGGACUAGUGUAAGGUUAAUUUCUUGUUGGAAAACUCCUCAAAAUACUGGAAAUAGCUUAUCUGAGCUUCAAAAAUUCCAAACUUUUCUGGGGGGGGGGCAUGCCCCCAGACCCCUCUAGAGGCUCGCACCUUCGGUGGUCGACUCAGUUGUCUCAGAGUCCUAGUUAAGCAUGGCCUGAGCUGCUGCCCUAUGACGUAUACUUAUUAGUUAAACCAUGCAUACAUAUGCUGUAGGUAGCUGCAGUGAUACAGACAGGGCUGUAGCGAGGGGGGUAUUGGGGGGUGGUUAACCCCCCCCCCCAACUUUUUUAGAAUCAACAUAUUCAGAAAAUUGGGUUGGCCAUUCGGAAAAUUACGGCAAUAAUAGUAGAACAAAAUUUUAGUUGUUAAACAGAGAAAAUAUUAUAAAAUUGUAUUGUCACUAUAAAUUGUAAGCAAAUUGUAAAUUUCGACAUACUAACACGCUUUUUUCUGACCAUCAGCAUUCUGUCAAAACUUCCCCAAAGUCCAGGAAAUGGCAUUUCAGAGACUCGAAAUUUCAAAAUUUCCUCGGGCCUCCGGCCCGAGCUGUAAAUAAACAAAAGCUCCCUACCGCACUGCUUCUGUAAUAUGUCUGCGCGUAAAAUAUGCGUAUUUUUGUUUGUAAAUUGCGUCUUCAUUUUGCGAAUAGCAAACACCUUCGUGGCUUAGUAUGCCAUGAUAUAUUCGGAAAUUUUUUUCGUCAUUCGGAAAUUUUUGGCCUACACCCCCCCCAACUAUACAUGCUAGCUACGGCCCUGAAUACAGACUUGCCGACUGGAACUUCUCCAGGUCCCCCGCUAAUUAUGUCCUCUCCAGUUACACAUCCUUAAAAAAGGCCCUGAACCAAAUGUUAUACCUCAUAGCAAUAUGUAUCAUUAAGAGCAAUGCAUGAAGCUAGAAAACUCAACGCUAACUAUAAUUAAAGAAUCUAAAUAGUAUAAGCUAUUGAAAAAAAAAUGCUGCGAAAGAAAGUGUGGCAAAAAAAAUCGUACAUGGUGAUGGGAUAAAAAAAAAUAUCUUGCACAUAACGAUCCCAGAAAAAAAUUCCCUGCCAGCAGUAAAUCACCCCCCCCCCCCCCUCAAAAGUUAAAUGGUCAGCCCCUUAAUUGUAUUAAAAAUACUCAUUAAUAAUUCAUAAACCAUUAAUAAUUUUUAAUAUGUCACGUGGAGUGACUUUAUAUCUGAUAAAACUCAUCUUCAUUAGUAUUCUUUAUAUAAUUGUUCAUCCUAUAAUUAGUAUGAUUAUAUAAUUGUUCAUCCUAAGUUUUAUCAGACAUAAAACGCUCGUGUGCAUGUCCGCAUGACCACAAUGGGAAUCAAAGCUGCGACUGUUUGCUAGUUCAAAGCACCCGCACUGCGAUCAAGCAAACUUUUCAUCUUGCACGGUAUGGACACGAUCAGAAUAACUUAUUUCUGGUUUAAUUUGUUUCACUAGGUGCAGUCGCACUUGCUGAAUAUGUUGCUGACACUAGGACUUUAUUAAGAGUUGAUCUUCGUGAGAAUGAUCUGUUUGUUGGAGGUUUAAUGGCACUCACUUUAGCCGUGAAAAUAAAUGAAACUGUUGUGAGAAUUGAUCUUGAUAAAGACCUCAAAAAAGAACAGGUUGGUUGAUAGAAUCAAGGGGAGAUUAGCCCCACUGCAUUACCGUGCGAUGCCCUGAUGGACCCCCCGAUUCUCUACUAUUGUAGGGGCUCAGGAAAUCUGGUAAAAAAAUAUAACAACCGGCUGGCCCAAAAAAAGUACUCCUCUUUGAUUCAGUAUAACUUAAAAAGUAAAAGAGCUCUUACAUUUAAACAAGAGGUACUGUAUUCAGUAAUGUCUAACUUAAAGUUUGGUAUAUACCAUGUGCAUUUUAAUACAGUAUUGACUGAGAUAACUGCGUUUAAAUUUGAGUUAACGUUUCUGGAAAUGUUGAAAAUUAGCGAAAAACUGCCUAUUAAAUGUUAAUACCACAAUAACCUGCAUGUGUGUGGGUAAUACUGCAGUCGAAAAGUAUUCGUUUGUUUUCCAAAUAAAAAUGCUAUUCAUUAGCAAAUGCAUGUCCCCCAACAAGAAAUGCAAUUUCUUACCCUUGUGGGCAUGCAGUUGAAGGAAUUUCGGAUCAUCUGGGGAUCCAGGUUGCGAUAUGCUGUUACAUGCAAUUGCUCACAAAGCUCUCUAAAAUUAUUUGGUUGUUGAUCAUGUGGUACAUUCCAAAUUCGAUGCUUCAAGUAGCCCCAAAGAAAAAAAUCGCACACCGUCAGGUCAGGAGAACGAGGGAGCCAAGGCGAAUCACCCUUUCUACUCAUCAGUCGACGUCAGCCAGGAAAUUGCCCCCGAAGAUAUCGAAUAGUUGCGGUACUGCUUGUCAAAAUUAGUUUAAUAGGCCGUUGUUUGCUAAUUUUCGACAAUUUUGAAAAUGUUUACUUAUUUUCAAACCAAAUGUCUCGGCCAAAACUAUAUUAAAAUAUACAUGGCAUAUACCAAAGUUUAAGUUAGACAUUACUGAACUACUUACUCUUUUAAUUUUUAAGUUAUACUGAAUCAAGGAGGACAACUACUUUUUUUGGACCACCCGGAAGAUGGAACUUGUAAAAAUUGACUUUAAUUCAAAAUUCAAGUCAAACCACAGGGAAAUUUGGUUGUAACAAUACCAAAACUACAGUUUCAUAGCUAACUUUAUUAUUUACUACGUUUAUAAUCUAAACAAAAUAUUGCAGUUUUAGUGAACAGAUAUGUGCAUAUUGUAGGUCAUUGAUUCGACGGUCAAGUUUCAGAUUGCGUUUUAGAACUUGCUUUAAUGAUAUCAAAAUGGUGCUAUAACGUUCUAAAGCCCAGUCGCACUGAUGAUGCUAAUAAUCAUUGGCUUCACAUUUUGCUAAUAUGUGAGGGCUGGGCAUGAUUGCAAGUGAAUUCUAUUCUGGGCAACUAAUUUUCAUGUCUAACUUGCCCUAAUCACAACUGAGUAGGCGCUAUAUAUACUUUUUAUUACUCCUCAGGGAAUGGAAGGAACACAGACGUCGCUCCUCGUUGACAUUUAUCAAUAUUUAGAAAGAAAUAAGAAAUUGGGAAUUGAAAGAGAGGAAUUGAGACGUAAAGAACUGGAGCAACAGAACACUGCUCAUGACGUCACAUCAAAUGAAAACGUUGAUGACUUACCCACUGAUGACGUCAGAACACACGAGACCAUUGAUGGUACACCUUGUGAUCACGUAAUUUUAGGGAAUGACAACACUGAAAAAAGUUGUGAAGAGGAUGAAAGGAAAUAUUCUGAAAAUACUGUUGAUGAUCGGAGUUCACGGUUUAUUGUGAGUCCAGUACGUGAUGACACGGACAUCUUGUGUAGCGAAAUUAAUGAAGAAACCGAUGAAGGUUUUAACAUUGAUGACAAUUUACUGACGGAGGCAGCUGAGCCUAAGGUGGAUACAAUCAGCGAAACAAACCAAAUUUUGAAUGAAGCAGAUAACGUUGAAGGUACAGUACUCUACACUAUUAUACUGUAGGAUAUUAUAUAAUGGCCCUCAUAUACCCAGGCUCUUUUGUCACUAGAGUGUGAGAGAAAAUAGUGAAGAGGUUGGUUUAUAUAUUGAAAUUUUUCUAUUUAGAAAUCUCUGAUCCAGAAGAAUUUGACAAAGAAUUAGACGAACUUUUAGCAAAUGUUUCUGGAGUGAAAAUUGAUUUAUCUGAUUUACCAAAACAAGAUGAAACAGAAGGUGAGCCAUAAGCAAAAUAGAUUCCGGAUUCUUUAUUUCGAUCUUUUGUGCUUGAACAAAUCGUAUUUCUCAUUUGUAGAAUUCUGGAAUAAAGAUAUGAAGGAGUUAUUGGAAUCCACAGCGAGUUGAGGUUUUGAACUCCUACUUCUGAAACCUCAAUUUCGUAUGACACAAUGAUUUGUAAUUGUAUUUUAAAAUGUCUAAACUUUCACAAGUACAAAUAGAAAAAACGGUGACAAUUGUGAAACACUUCUUAAUACAAACUUUUACGUGAAAUAAAUUAAAUCAGCAGCCAGUACGACAUUGCUGGCAUGCAACAUGCACAUAUUUCAUUGAUGGAUGAGGAAAAGCUAUAAUUACGUCUGCUGCUCAUCUGUUGCUCGGCAGGUUGUGACAAUGAAAGUGUUUCUAAAAUAUUUCGGUCUCAGGGUUUGGCCAUUCUUGGCCACUUCUGGAAUUCUUGAAAAAGCAACAAGAAAUGGUGAAAAACUAAACGGGUUAGACUUUAUAUUCUGUGAGAGGUUAGGGACUGCUCAUUAUUUAAUGUACAGGGGGAGACUGAGGAGAAACUCUACAGUUAUAAUAUUUUUUCGUUGCCCCCCUCUUAAGACAAGUAAAAUUUUCAAAGCCCCCCCCCCCAACAGGCAAAACAAGAACAUAAAUUUUGGCCCCCCCUCUAGCUCUUUAUCUUUAUUUAGAGAAACAAAAACUCUAGCUCUUUAUUUAGAGAAACAAAAAUAGAUAAUGGGGACCAAUAGACAAUUCCCA
This is a messenger RNA of Paramuricea clavata, 12266 nucleotides long. The record is from the annotation of a GenBank genome assembly. Lineage: Eukaryota; Metazoa; Cnidaria; Anthozoa; Malacalcyonacea; Plexauridae.